UUUACCGAGAUUUUCAUAUUAUGCAGCUUGGUCCAUUCAUUAAGGGGUUAUAUACCUUCUUUGUCGAAGAAAAAGAGGAAAGUUCGGAUUUUCUUUUAGGUAACGAAUUCCUUUUUAAAAUUGUAAUUAGGCGGGGACUUAGCGAAGUCAGCCAGUACAUUCAGAUGAAAAGGCAAGCAAUUGGACACUUUCAAUGCAUUUGGAAAGUAACCGUUUUAUUUUUUAUCUUUCGUAAAGAGUAUUUCUCGGAAACGGAGCCGCUUAUUUACUUUCAAGCUGUGUACCGAGGGCUUACUUGCGGCCCUCUUAAGAGAAAACUGGGAAAGAGAAAUCUAGACCAACUUGAUCCUUGUUUCCAAGUGCCGCAGGUCAACAUGCUUGUGUUCUACGGGUGGAAACUGCACUGCUAAUUGUGAGGUUAGAGCUCAACGACGUCCGCCGGGAUAUUAAUUAAUCACGGUCUGGCCUGUCGCGCAC
Messenger RNA from Drosophila bipectinata, 477 nucleotides. RefSeq lists its product as uncharacterized. The record is from RefSeq and is a predicted model, not a curated record. NCBI's taxonomy places the organism in Eukaryota, Metazoa, Arthropoda, Insecta, Diptera, Drosophilidae.